CUUGCCAAUAGAAGCAACCGAUGACUCCCCCUCUCCCUCCUUCGCAGGGAUCCUUCACUCCAUUCUCAUCUGAUUCUCUCUCAAAUUCACUUCGAUCGAACGCAUUUGACUGGAAACGGAAAAGGGUAUUCUUAAAUUGAAGCAGACGUGAGAUUUAUCCUCAAAGACUUCAUUUUUCCAGUGCUGGAUAUUGGAGUUGAGAUCACAAGAAGGAAUUUUCCCUCUUCAGAUAUUGUAAAAAUUGUUGCUGUCAUGGAUCCAGAGGCUGCAAAGACUGCAAGAGACUCUUUGAAUUUGGCAUUUCACAUGUCAAACCUUCUUGAUACAGGACUUGAUCGACACACCCUUUCGGUUCUUAUUGCCCUUUGUGAUUUGGGUUUGAACCCAGAAGCACUUGCUGCUGUUGUGAAAGAACUCCGGAGAGAACCUGUUUCAUCUUCACUGCCAAAUUCUAGUGCUCCGGUAGCUAAACCGUAGUUAGCAGGACCAUUGGGUUAAGGAAAUCCAAAUCUGACUGAAGCAUAGUUGCAGCUUUUCUCUAGGCAGCAAGCGCAGAUCAAAUUUCGCAAAUAUUGAAGUUGCUGAAGUGCAAUUGUUGAUAGUUUACCUUGAUGGAAGUUUUAGAUUUUCUUCACCUCUGCUUCAGAAGCUUUUCUGUAGCUAUGCUUGAGAUGUUCCUCUCCAUUAGAUCUAUGACACAUGCUGUGUUUGGAACUUCACCACCCCUUUAUGCGUGAAAUGCAUUGAGAACUUUUAUGUGCUGAAAUUUUUGUGGCCGGUGUCAACGUUGUUAUAUCUGGAUAAACCUGUGAUGGAAUGAAGCUCCUGGGCAUCAAAAUCUAAU
This is a messenger RNA of Populus nigra (black poplar), 844 nucleotides long. Its product is annotated as mitotic-spindle organizing protein 1A-like. The transcript has 3 exons. Gene Ontology annotation, biological process: mitotic spindle assembly; gamma-tubulin complex localization; microtubule nucleation by interphase microtubule organizing center. The record is from RefSeq and is a predicted model, not a curated record. NCBI's taxonomy places the organism in Eukaryota, Viridiplantae, Streptophyta, Magnoliopsida, Malpighiales, Salicaceae. Bases 253 to 477 code for a protein of 74 amino acids. Gene Ontology annotation, cellular component: interphase microtubule organizing center; spindle; gamma-tubulin ring complex.